This is a messenger RNA of Acanthoscelides obtectus, 9184 nucleotides long. NCBI's taxonomy places the organism in Eukaryota, Metazoa, Arthropoda, Insecta, Coleoptera, Chrysomelidae. The record is from the annotation of a GenBank genome assembly.
AAUCGAUCAAUAAAAUAAUAAUAUGUUCAUGCGUCGAAAGUAGUGAGCCAAUCUAAAUGACUUCAAUCUAUCAACUUACUACACCAUUCUAGCCAUAUACACGUUCAGCUUUUUGGUGUGACAAUGGAUGUCAUUGUAUGACACUUUGCAUAAUUUGUGACAUUUUAUACGUGAAAGUCAAACCCAACACUGAAAACACAUUAUUACAGCAGCAAUGAGAAGAUAAAAAGUCGUUGAGAAAAACUGAGGGUCAAGCACGAAGUUGGAGACUCUCCUGGUCUCUACCUUAGAUGACAAGCAGUGAGGUUGGUCAUAGAAACAUUGAUGGGUGCCAGUAGGAAUUUUUCUCAUGAGGCUUUUUGUGAGAGUGUACCUGCCUCCAAAGCCUUUUGAAGAGCGGUUGUCUGAAAUUUUCUCAGGGCCGGAUAGCGGGGGCGACGGCGGCCUGGACGAGAUGGCCCAUCGGCUGUUCACCAAGGAGGACUACGUCUUGCUGGACGCGCUCACCAGCAGGCCAACGGCGGUGUCGACGGGCCGCUUCCUCACCAUGCACAAGCGAAGACGCAAGAAACUCGCCACCAGGUGUCUGCACCAUGAAUACCAAGCGUUGCUGGAUGACGUACAUCACGGAUUGGUUCAGAACAUACUAAAAAACUGUGGCGAAUGGGCGUUCAACGCGUUUACGUUAGAAAACGUCACGGGCGGUCGGGCACUGCCUGUUCUUUGUGUUCAUCUCUUCCAUUGGUACGGAUUGUUAGAAUAUUUCAAAUUAGACGUCGUUCGAGUAUGGAAGCUUUUUACUCUCAUAGAGGAAGGUUACCACAGUACGAAUCCCUACCAUAAUUCCAUUCAUGCGACUGACGUUACUCAAGCGAUGCACUGUUUUCUACAGGAAGAAAAGAUCAGGCAGUAUGUCACACCGUUAGAAAUUAUGGCAUCUUUAAUUGGUGCCGUCGCACACGAUUUAGAUCAUCCUGGUGUUAAUCAGCAUUUUCUCAUUUCGACUUCGAAUCAUCUUGCUAUUUUGUAUCAAAAUAUGUCAGUGUUAGAAAACCACCAUUGGCGGUCGGCAAUCGGCUGUCUAUUAGAAAGCGGAGUUGCUGAGCAACUGCAACCGUACAGGGGAGAACUAGAGAAUCAAAUUAGGGACUUGAUCCUAGCGACCGAUAUCAACAGGCAACCGGAAUUCUUGUCGAGGUUCAGGAAGCAUUUGAACGAAGGAUCAUUGGACCUGCGUCAGGCCGAGCACCGCCACUUCAUCCUGCAGAUAGCGCUGAAAUGCGCGGACAUCUCCAACCCGACUAGACCUUGGGAUAUCUCGCACAAAUGGAGCUUGAAGGUGUGCGACGAAUUCUUCAGGCAAGGCGAAUACGAAAGAAAGCUCAACCUUCCCGUAACGUCCAUCUGCGACCAGCAGUCCACUUCCGUGGCCAAAAUCCAAGUUGACUCAACCAAAUGUGAUCAGCAGUCCACUUCUGUUGCCAAAACUCAAGUCGGUUUCUUGAAGUUCAUGGUGACGCCAUUGUUCGUGGAGUGGCACCGUUUCCUGGGUAGUCCGCUUUCCACCCAUAUGAUGGCGGUGCUGGAGGAGAAUCGCAGAAGAUGGGAGGAGCUAGAAAAGGCCGAACAAGCGGAAGAGACGCAGACGGAGCUGUCAGAAGCGGAUGCUGCAGAAAGAGAAGAAGAGGAAAGACAGGAAGGAGCGGCAACAGGACCAGUAGGCACCGGACAGCCGACUGAGAGGGACUUCAUGCCGUCUCCACCAAAGGAGAUUAGAAGACAAUCACUAGCUGUUCCAACGUUAGAGUCGUUAGGAGUGAGACGGCAUUCAGUACCAGUUAAUAUUGAGCAAUCACUGCCAAGAACCAUAUACAGAUGCCUGGAACAUUGGCAAAACCAGUAGACACGUAGAUUUGCAAAGACGUGAGAGCUUACCGACGGGUAGGGGUAUGGCGUUCGCAAAAUCGCCAGUCAGUCCGCAGACUGAAUCGAGAGCUUCCAGCGGCCUUAGGGAGGAGGACGAACUUUUGCGGUUCGGCUCGCAAUCAUCGGACGUUUCUUCUAGCAGUCCACAUCAUUCUUCAGAAGAAGGCCCUGGUGGGGAUGACGAGCGCCCUCUGAGCGCUGAAAACCUGCUACCGGAACCGUCGAUUGCGUCGAUGACAGCAGAACAGACUGCCGUGUGUCGAUUGGCGGAGGUCCUGCAGGGCACCAGCCCCACGGGGUCACUAGGGGUAGGAGGCGCAGGCGGACAGGUGAAGAGUCUCACCAGACAACAGACUUUCCCGCCACCUCAGCCCUACAUCAGGAUGAGAUAUAUGUCUGCCACCGCCGAGAUGAGUGCCUGCCGGGAGGUUGAUCGGGAAGAAGAUAGCAAAUCCAACUCAUCGCAUGGCUCCUGUGACAACAUAUCAUCCUCAAACGGCAACAAUAAGAAGGGCGGAGCAUCGAGCAGCUCCACCCACCCGCCGGUCUACCCAAUCCCUUCGAUCGCUGUGUUGAGUCCAAGCAACGGACGGCCGCCUGAACUGCUACUGGGAGGAGUGACUACGACUCAAGCACCUCCCACUUCAGGAGCACAGGCUCCGCCUACCGUCGUUGUGCAAAAGCCUGGGCACGCGGGUGGUAACAAGAGGGAACCUGAUAACGGGGGCGGAGCGGAUAAGGCCGUUAAAAUGGUCAGACUGAGCGACCCACCUGGGCAGCGACACCAGAAAGAAAACGUUGAUCCCAGGAAGUUGCCCACAACGAGUUUAUCAAGAAGAAGAGGUUCAGCGCCAGUAUCACUUCCAUUAUCAAAGCCUACGGAUGAGAAGAUGCUCCCUGCUGGCGGAGGGCUAAUUCCACCGUCUGACACUCAGUCUCUCAGAAGAGGAUCUGUGCCAAUUGAAAUUGCUCAUUCCCAUUACUAUCCCAUUGAUGACGAGGAACCUCUGCUCACUAUCACGCCGGUGGAAACGUCUCGUUCGUUCUGGCAACAACAGCGUCGCGGGUCGGCGCCUGUAGACUUGCCGCCCCCGGGGCCGGUACCGGAAGGGGGCGGAAGUGGACUCACACGGCACACGAGCCUCAACGGAUGCAGGAGGCGUGCAAGGCAGCUGCGCAGGCGCAGCUCCAGCGACCAGCAACAUCAGCAACAGCUGCUGCACGGUGGCGAGACAAGGGCCGAGCUGGUGGCCCGUUUACUGCUCCACCGCCAUCGACCCUUGCGCGAAGAUGACCGCCAGGGGGACCAGACGCUGCUGGUACGGCGCCGAGGAUCCCUACCCAUCGAGGUGCUCGCUGUUGGCCACUCUAUGUUUUGACGGUUACCCCUGAUGCCACUAGGGCUAUGGAGCCAGCCGUCCGACAACGUGCAAUAAGGACCAACAAUAAAAUAAAAAUAAUUAACACUCACACACCGACUGACAUCCACCUUCGUUAAUAAAUGCAUAAAAACAUAAAUUAGAUAGCUCAUUUGAUGAAAAUGUCACCUACAGAUCACUCUCAAAACAGGAUUUUUCCUUUAGAUUGGGUAUUUUUGUAACGUUAAAAUUUCCAUAGUACGUAUAUAUGGGUGCUAUCAAAAUAAAUAUUAGUUUAACUACUAAUGAUAAAUUCCCAAACUGUCAAAUGUCAGCCAAUUCGUAGUGAAAGAAUGAGAAAAGCAGGAAUCUUUUUGGUCGCAGUUUGAUUUUCGCAUGACGGUAUGAUACUGGCCUUAAAGAAUAUAAAAAUGUCUUCUUUAAUAAGGACGAAUAUAAAAUAGGGCCCAGUAGGAAAUACGUUCCGAAGCGAUACAGAACAUCAUAAUUUGUAUUUUUCUCUCUAUAUGCAGAUAUCAUACCUACAAAUCAUGUCACUAGUAAGAAUGUUACUGCAUUCAACCAGUCUUUUGUACCAAGGUCAGACUCUGAAAUACGAGUACUAUAUGUAAUAUCAUAAAUUUUGACAAAGACCCUGAGAAUCAGUGAUCUGUACGUAAUUUUUUCACGGCCAUUAGGAUAAUCAUCAUUGAUGAAGAACAAGCCAAAUAAUCAUAAAUGUUGUAGUUGUCGAUACAGUGUUAGGAUUAUUACGUUCGAAAUGAGACUUCGUAAAGGUUCAUGUACAUAGUAACCAAAAGCAUGAUUGUUCCGAAAAUUUCCAGUAAUUUCUUUGCUUACAUAUUUAUAGAUUUGCUAUUCAACUUCAAGAGGGAUAUCUACAGUGUCGCAUUUGUACUUACAUUUUGGCAUUCUGAAUUUUCUGAAAAAUAUUAGAAUCGCUACAACUUUCCAUUUUUAAAUGAAAAUUUUACAUUAAAUAACGUAUUUUUUACAUCCAUAUUUGACUAACGGUGCAGAAUAUUGCUAUAGUCCUUUGGUAUCUCAAAAUGAAGUCUGCACUGGAAUUUAGUUUUUACCAAUGUCUAAAUGUUCUUAAUAAUAUUCGCUAUAGGAAUGUAUUUUAUUUUUUACUGGACGAAAUCGGCAUGCGCUGUAGGCACGUUGCAUGUCCCAUUUGCGACAAAUGGUGGAUUUGUCGAAUAAUAUACUGAAAAUUCAACUUUACUGUGUGAUCAGCAAUUAUACAAAGAAACUGGAAAAUAUUUAAGGUUGCAUACUUUUGGCCACUAUUGUACAAUAAUAAUACAUUUACAUAGAAUUUAAGUAGGUUUGUAUCUAAUGGAAACAAUUUAAAGGAGAAACGUUGAUUAAGGUGAAAACUUGACAACUUUGCGCUUUCUGUUCAAAUCGUGAACGUUUUUCCAGGUAAUUGUUAUUAUUUUGAAAGAUUCAUCUGAAAUUGGUAUGUUUAUCUUAUUUCCGAAGCUUUGAAAUUAUGUAUGUUUCCUAGGAAGCCAAAAAUUAUAAUCUAUUUUUAUUUGAAUGAAAAUGUUCGAAGAAUGAAUCAUUGAAAUCAAGUACGUCUUCUAGAGAGGAAAACAUUACAGUUUAUUCUAAUUUGAAUCAAAAUGCUGCCCAAACUAUAAUGGUGUGCUUAAAUGUAGGGUAUUGAAAAUAAAUUUAGAAGAAAUGCAGUAAAGUUACCGUCUAUGUUGUUCAGAUCAUAUACACUGUCCAGGAGAUUUGCAACUGAUUUAAGAAAAGUUUAGUUGUUCUAUGUUGUUAAAAUUCCUAUUCUUUUAUCCAUCUGACAGCACCUAUCUAGUAUACUUUAGAAUGACAAUUACGCUGAUUAUUUAGUGGAAAUAUACGAGUAUGUCCAACUACAGAAUGCAUAUUAUUCGAAAAUGGAAUCAGUAAAAUGGAUAAUGCUAAUGGUUUUCAAGUUUUCACUAUUUAAUAAACUGCAAAUUAUAUUGUUUUAGUGAAUAUUUAAUUUAUUUUUUUUUUCAAAUCGUAUUAUCAUUUGUAUGACUAAAAAAAUGUACAAUUUAUUGAGUACCUUGUAAGUUGUUAUUAUUAUUUCUUUUUAUGUUUGUUAAGUUUGUGCUAUUGUUUCGUAACUUUUAAAGACAUUUUUAUAUAAAAUGGAACAAAAAUAAAAAACAUAUUGAAUCGACUGUUACAAACCCCAAUUUUGUUGUUUUUUCUUUUUUUUUUUUUGUUUUAUGUAUAUUGUAUAGGAAAAUGCAAAACAAACUCCAGAAAAUCAUCUACGAAAUUUUGAUUCAAAUAUUUGUUUCAAUCUACCUAUCGCAAUAACUGGAAAUUUAGAGACUACUUUGGAAAAUAAACAAGAGUUGCAAAACUAUCCGGAAAUACAUCAUGAUUUAAGAUAUUUUUAUUUGAGGAUUGCUGAAAGAAGUGAUCAGCCCUAAUAAAUGGCUAUUUCACUUUGCAAUAAACUACUAGUUCCACUAAAAUUCUCAUUGGCCUAAAUUUGUGAUGAAAUAAACAUUUAAUACCGGAAUAUAUUUUUCAUUUUCCUGUACAGCAUGGUCGACUAAAAAGUAAGGUUUGUAAAGAAUUUUGACGUCGGAAUAAAAAUGAUUCGGUCAACGUUAAUCUGCAAAUAAUUUUAGGUACCUACUGAUUUUUUUAUUAAGGAAAACAACCUGUAACUCCAGCAAUGAAGAUAACUGUUGAAUGUGAUUCAUUUUUUGUAUUGUGCUGUAUACUGUAUGUGUUGUAGUUGAUUGUUAUAAAUUACUAGUUAAAAGUCACUCAAGAAAAUUUGACUCAAUCACAGAAAAUGCGGACGUGAAAUUCCUGUUGAAAUUCUAGAUUGGUUGUUCUAUGCACCUUAUUACAACAAUAUCUUAUCAGUUGACUUGUCUGUCUACAUCUUUGAGGAAUUGGGCUUAUAAUUCGAAUAACUUAAAUACGGCAAAAAACUGAUUUAUUGUUAACUAAGAUUUGACCUGCGUUUUUACAUUCAAGGUAAUUGUCAACACACAUUUCUUCCAAAUACAACUUCAGAUUUUUGAAUCUAGUAAUGAAAAUAAUGACAAACUUUCGGUUUGAAUCAACAAAUUCAAAUAGGAGCUAAGCCUAUGUGUUCGCAUUGCGUUGUUUGUCACCAAAAUUGCGUAGUUUUGGUGAAUACUUUUGGCUCAUUUGGUUAUCACUACUAAAGUGACAAGGUUACAACAUAAUAAUAACAUAUAUUGGUGGAAAGAUCUUCCUUCGUUAGGCUUGUACCACUCUUUGCAAAUUAUGCAAAGAAGUACCAUGUCUUACAAUCGUCUAACAUCACAAUAAUCUGCAAACACUCCCCCUUUUAAAAAACAAUACUAAUUAUACGAAUUUAAUGAAAGAACUGUCAAAAAAUUAACUUAUACUUGUAGUAUUCACGUUCAUCCUGACUACAGACAGAUUUGAAAGACAAACAAAUCGUAGGCUUGUUCCUGCUACCUAGUCUGAAUUCGUUGGUUUGAAUAGAGUAUUGGUAAUCACAAAGACAAUUAUUUAUAUGAAGUACAUGUCAAAUGAUGUUAACAUUAAGGUUUACAUUUGCGGUAUUUGUAAUUGCUAAAACUCUGUAAUAUCUUUUGAAUAUACGACGGCAUUGUUACACCCAACAAUGGGGCUGAUCUCUUGAGUGAUAUUUGAUAGUGCUCAAGGUCACGCAACAAAGCAUUUCAAAUGCCCAUAAAAUAAAAAUCUAAAGAUAGGUCAUCUAUAGACUUCACGCUAUCACGAUAAACAUACAUCUCAGAUUAUGAUAGUUUUGGAAUUAACCUUGAGAGAGGCUUGAAAAACAGAUUCGAACGUAUAGAAUACUGACGCUGUGCUAUGCGCUAGCAUUCUGUUGUUCCAUGUGUUAACAUCACUGUACUUACAAACAGCACGGAGUCACUAGCCACUCUGCAAACAUGGCCGUUUAUUCUGAAUAUUCGUUUGACAUUAACAAUUAUGUCAAUUCUGAUCACAUCUAUCAUUCCUCAAUAUAUUGGCCAUAAAUAGUUGCUAUGUUAAAAUCUGCGUUUUCUGUGAUGCGUGUUGUACCUUGUAUUUAAUAAAUAAUCAAAACAAUCUUAGAAAUAGUGUAAUCCUCAGUCAUAACUAUCACCUUCUCUGAUAAAAAAAAUAUUACACAUACAGACUUUGUCUAUCUACUAGAUACACAUUUAUAUACUUCUCUUUGUUCUAUACUAUAUAUAAGAUAAAUGACUGACAAACUACCACCCGUUUUACAUCAACAAUUUCUUCACGAGUUUAUUCAGACGGGUUUCUUCAGGAUCAUCCUGAUUAUGUUUUGCAGUGUUUACAUCAAUGAACACAUUGAUGGAUUAUCUUACAAUACGCAGUGCAACCAACCCGCAAAAAAUUCUUGCUGGAAAAAAUUUAGGUGUUUAUAUAUUGUGGUUUCGAUCUUGAGGCGUAUUUCACAAACAGAAACCAUCUUGUUGAAUAGUGUAGUUUUAACAAAGUUCUAUACUUGGAUUAAAAAGCUGUGCAAUAUAAUGGGAAGGAAAACAAGACUGGCACCAUGGAGUUUGACAUCCAACUUCGUAAAAAUUAACACAAGUUCUGAUUGCGUGAACAAGUCCACGAAUUCAUAAUUUUUUUUUUGACGUCCAAUUCCUGAUUUAUACAUUUGAAAUUUGGCCAUGAAUGUAGAAAGCGAUGGAUCUAUUGUUAAUGGAAAACGAGUAUAACAAUCAUCAAUACCUGCCUAAAUUCAAAACUACAAAGUCAGCCAAAAUAAAAUAAACAUGAUAAGUUUUUAUAGACGAUUCAGAAGAGGCUUUCGAAAAGAAAAAUAUGCGCUGAUAUGAAUAUAUUAUAAUGUAUAUUCCAAAGAUAUGCUUUUUUCAUUCCGUUUUUAUAGCAUAGUUGAUCUAUGCUAACUUACCUUAAAGGUUGUGUGGCUGCAAGUGACGGAAAAAAUAAGAUGUGUAUUUUUGUGUAACACAUGAACUACAGAUCUGUUGUUUCAUCAUACUUUUGUUGAGCUUUCCGUUUAAGGCAAGUCUGCUUAAACCAAAUCAUGACAAAAAACUAGUCACUCAUUUUAAACAGACUUGGAUAGAAUGGGCUUGCGCGCAUUCCACACAUUUUCCCUGAUGUGAUCUAAGCAUAACUAUGUAUGUGUAGUAUUUCCAAGGCAAUAAAAAUAGGUAUAUAUGUGGCUAAACAAAACUAUUUCGAAACAAAAUGUCAGAUCAAGAACCUUGCUGUUUAUAUGCUCUAGGACCAUACAGACAAGUUAACAGGGUUAAUCAUAAGAAUGUUUUACUGGAUAAGACUGCUUUGGAGAAUGACAUUCUAGCGGCUUAUGCACGUACCGUAUGUACAUUAUUUGACUUGACGUAGGUAAUGUAAGUUGUAGCUAUGGUCACUACAACUCGAAUAUGAGAACUGUUGUUUUUCUUACUUUUUCGUUUCCGAAAACCUACGAAAAAAAGAGGGUUAUCAUGGCUCGCAUCUUCACGUAAAUCUUGUGUUGGAUAGCAAAGUUGAUACAAAUUUUCAGCAACUUCAUAUGAUGAUCCCCACAGUUCAAGUAUGUUGCAAACCGGUAAAAUUUCUUACAUAUACUUUGGGCAUUCCUUACCUGAUAUAUCUAACACUGAGUUUUUGUCCCCUAACUAACGUCACUAUAUAAAUACGGUUCAGUGCAAUGCUAUAAAAAUUUGCUUCAUCUAAAAAUCUGUACAGAUUAGUACGUGUAUGGCCGGCUUUAGGGAGGUAUACAGAUGUGUGCGACCCCAGAGGUCUGUUUGUUACGCUUAAAAAUAUCUGGGUUCAACAUAUGAGUACUCAUCAAUUGUAAAAUGGUUGAAGUAUGAAUAAAAAAUUCAUGUUUUUCA